AUAAUAUACCUAAUUUCCACUUAAGAAGAUGGCCAUGGGGUCCCCAUAUGGUACUGUGGAUCCAAUAACUAUCUUUGGCUGCUGCAGAGCCAGCCAUGCUUCUCUCUCAUAAUUAAAUGAAUUUGAGGUUGUCGAUUAGCUGCCUGCCUAUUCUCUUGGUUUCUCACAGCCUGGUUUCUGUUUCAGCCCAGAGAUAGGAAGCAUAGAAGAUGAUGCUAUCACCAUUGACUCUCACCAUACUUCCUUUCAUCUUCUUAUUCUCAGCCUGUAAAAUUUCGUCCCAGGAUGUAUCUCCAGGAUCAACGUUGUCUGCUUCGAAUCCAAGCCAAUCAUGGAAUUCUCCCAACAAUUCUUUCUCACUUUCCUUUGUCCAAGAAUCUCGCGACAGAUACUUUGCUGCCGUAUCCUACAAUGGUGUUCCUAUCUGGAAAGCUGGGGGUGAUCCUGGUGGGGCUGUUGAUUCGUCGGCUUCUCUCCAGUUCCUAGCCAAUGGGAACCUCCAGCUCGUUACCCGUACAGGGCUCGAUUUAAUUUGGGAAUCCAACACUUCUGGGCUGGGCAUCACUUCUGCUUCACUUGAUAAUUCAGGUAAUUUUGUGCUCAAGAAUGGGACUCGUCCUGUCUGGACAACCUUCGACCAUCCAACUGACACAAUCAUUCCUGAACAAAACUUCACUACUAAUCAUGUUCUGCGCUGUGGGCUGUACUCUUUUCGCCUGGCGGAUUCUGGAGAAAUAUCUCUCAGUUGGAACGAUUCUGUUAAGUAUUAUAACACCUCUUCGUGGAGUAAUUCGACUGCCGACUUAAACUUGACUUCUCCGAGAUUAGGACUCCAGCCGGUUGGAAUUUUUGAGCUUCGCGAUUCAAAUCUUUCAAGUCCGGUGGCCAUCAGUCGAGGUAAUGACUAUGGCGAAACUAGCGGUAAUCCUUGGAGGUUUGUGAAGUUGGAUUGUGAUGGGAAUUUGAGGAUGUACAGUUCUUCGAGUGCCAGUGGAAGGGGAAGCAAAACUGAAACAUGGGCUGCUCUCGAAGAGCAGUGCCAGGUUUUUGGAUAUUGUGGUGAUCUUGGAGUCUGCAGAUACGAUGAGAUUACCGGUAAUCCAACAUGCGGAUGCCUGUCUGAGAACUUUGAUCUGAUCGAUACAAACGAUGCCAGAAAAGGUUGUAAGAGGAAGGUGGAUCUUCAGAACUGUCAGCCAACACUUCUGACUCUGAAUCACACUUUGUUCUUGACAUCCCCUUCUGAGUUUGGUACAGAUUACUUCACAGGCAGCAUCACAGCUUGCAGUUCCAAUUGCCUUCAAGAUGCUACCUGUAUAGCUUCAUCUUCCUUGGCAGAUGGAUCAGGAGUUUAUUACAUGAAAAGAUCGGGUUUAAUCAGUGGUUAUCAGUCUCCGACGAUCUCCAGCACAUCGUUUAUGAAGAUCUGUGGGAAUCCAGAGCCGUAUCCUCCUCCUUCUUCUGCUUCUGAAGCCAACAGAAAGGCUAAAAGACUGAGGAUUGUCGCAAUAGCUCUAGGGAUCGCCAUGGCUUUGGCUGUUCUAGCUUUCGCUUAUUUGUGGUUUUACAAUAAGUCUAGACCUCAGUACGAGACUAUACUUCCUCACUACUCAUUUUCUGACUAUGCAUCUGGCGUUCCUCUUCAGUUCUCUUACAAGGAGCUGCAGAAGGAGACAAAGAACUUCAAGGAGAAGAUUGGCGGAGGAGGAUUCGGCUCGGUUUACAGAGGUGUCCUGCCGAAUAAAAUUGUGGUUGCCGUUAAGCAGUUGGAAGGGAUUGGACAGGGAGAAAAACAGUUCAGAAUGGAGGUUGCAACAAUAAGCAGCACUCAUCACUUGAAUCUAGUGAGGUUGGUCGGAUUUUGCUCAGAAGGUCGACAUCGUUUGCUGGUAUAUGAGUUCAUGAAAAAUGGUUCGCUCGACAGCUUUCUGUUCGAUACAGAAAUGGAGCCUAAACUAGACAAGGAAGUUCUAAACUGGGCUCGCCGAUAUAGCAUUGCUUUAGGGACUGCAAAGGGGAUCACAUACCUCCACGAGGAAUGCCGCGACUGCAUCCUUCACUGUGACAUUAAGCCUGAGAACAUUCUCCUGGACGAAAACUACAAUGCCCGAAUCUCUGAUUUCGGCCUUGCAAGGCUCUUGAAUCUGAAUGACCACAGGCAUCGAAGCAUAAUCACUGUUAGAGGGACAAGAGGAUAUUUAGCUCCAGAAUGGGUCGCCAAUCUACCAAUAACUUCGAAAGCUGAUGUUUACGGCUACGGAAUGGUGCUGUUGGAGAUAGUUAGCGGAAGGAGGAAUUUUGAAGUUUCUGCUGAGACUAAUCAGAAGAGGUUUUCAUUGUGGGCUUAUGAAGAGAUUGAGAAGGGCAAUAUAGGAGCAGUUCUCGACAAAAGGCUUGCCGGCGAUGAUGUGGACAUUGAGCAGGCGGCGAGGUUGAUUCAAGUGAGCUUUUGGUGCAUCCAAGAACAGCCGUCGCUGCGGCCUGCAAUGGGAAAAGUGGUGCAAAUGCUUGAAGGGAUUGCGGAGGUGUAUAAACCUCCGCCGCCUAUGGCUAUGAUUGGAGGAAUGCUCCAAUCUGGAACUGAAACAGCCAUUUCUUCAUCCCAAAUUACUGCAAUUUCAUCUUUAGUGUCAGAAUCCUGAAGGAACAUAUACUGCAAAUGCUGAUUCUGUAAGAGCCCUGCACAUAAGUCUCUUGUCUUUUCUAAUGUGAAAAACAUACAAAUGCUGUCUGAUCCUGAUAUUGCUGUAAACAGUUGAUCUAAUACAAAGAUCAAUAAUCAGAAUUACUGCUAGUCACAAAUACAAGGACGUAUAUUCUAUUUU
Andrographis paniculata is the source of this 2825-nucleotide messenger RNA. Its product is annotated as G-type lectin S-receptor-like serine/threonine-protein kinase At1g34300. Gene Ontology annotation, biological process: protein phosphorylation. The transcript has a single exon. The record is from RefSeq and is a predicted model, not a curated record. Bases 210 to 2642 code for a protein of 810 amino acids. Lineage: Eukaryota; Viridiplantae; Streptophyta; Magnoliopsida; Lamiales; Acanthaceae. Gene Ontology annotation, molecular function: protein serine/threonine kinase activity; ATP binding.